Messenger RNA from Megalobrama amblycephala (Wuchang bream), 1635 nucleotides. Its product is annotated as galactose-specific lectin nattectin-like. The coding region runs from base 178 to 633 and encodes 151 amino acids. Lineage: Eukaryota; Metazoa; Chordata; Actinopteri; Cypriniformes; Xenocyprididae. The record is from RefSeq and is a predicted model, not a curated record. The transcript is spliced from 6 exons.
UAGCCUUGUUGAUCCACUGAUAAAUGAUUCAGCUUGAUAUUUGUAGUUGAUUGGUGUUUGAAAAAACAUAUUGAUCUACCAUAUAAAAACUCAAACUUCUGCAUUGAGACACAGACAAAAACAGCAAGCUUUCUGUAUUCAUUUUUCCUGGCUGAUUUCAGUGUUCUUUGAGAAACAAUGGCGUUCUGGACUGUCUGUGUGUCUCUCUGUCUUCUCUUUGCUCUGAAUGCUUCAGCUUGUCGGAGUGGGUGGACUCAACACGGAAAUAGAUGCUUCAGGGUUUUUAACCAGGCAAUGAUCUGGAAGGAUGCAGAGAUAACAUGCUUGGACUACGGUGGGAACCUUGCAUCUGUACACAGUCAAGAGGAGAACGCCUUCUUAAAACGCUUGAUCUCAAGUUCAAAAUCAUUCUGGAUAGGAGGCUAUGAUGCUGUUUCAGAGGGAACAUGGUUCUGGAGUGAUGGGUCCAAAAUGAAUGUCCAACUUUGGAACCCCGGAGAACCCAAUAACUCAGGCGCAAAUGAGCAUUGUAUUGAGAUGAACUAUGCAGGUGCAAAAAACUGGAAUGACCAAGAAUGUACCGACAAGUUACCUUUUGUGUGUGCCAGUGCUGAUUUGACAUGCCCAUGUUAAAUCAGAAAUAUCAUGCCCAUUCUAAAUGAUUUUCUAAUAGCUACUUAAAACAAGUUGACAAGUUAAGUUGCAUGAUUAUUGAUAGUCUACAUUAUCUGCAUAUUUUCCCUCCACAUUUUAACUGCAGUAUCACACAUUAAAUUUGGCCAUUUCAACCAACUAGAACCUUAUGCAGAUAAUUUGCUCUAAACUACAAAUUAGUAUAUCUAGCUAAUGUUGCUUGAAACCCACACAACUUUUUCAAAGCUGUUUUUUUAUUUCCCAUACAGUGCAAAUGUAACCAAUAUCAACUGAACUCAAUAAAUCAAAUAGCAUUCAGUUAUUGUUCUGAAAAUCUGUUGCACCACAAAUGCAGACAGCCAUCAAAUAGCCAUCAAAAUACAGCUCUUAGGAGAGAAAGUGUUUUGUUGUUGUUGUUGUUGUUGAAUUUUUGAAAACGGUGAUGCCAUGUACAUGUGUAUUACGUGUCUGGUCUAGUGUUUCACAAAGUGACAUUGCCAACUACUGGCCUGGCAGCAUACAGCAAUCUUAGUCAUUUUCCAUGUAAACAGGUAUUGUUUUGACACGGUGUCACCUGUACGUGAAAAAUGACAAUAGACAAUAAAAUGAAAUACAACAAUAAAAUAAAAAAAUAAAUCAAGAAGAGGCCCUAGUGAACAAAUUUGUUAUUCAACAAAUUAGAAAGGUACACUGGGACAGUACCAUGGAGAUGUUCAAUUUUUUUAAAAAAAAGGCCUAAUAGGAGGACCUAGAAUUCAAUUCUGAAUGAUACAGGCAAGCGAGCAAGAGCGCGCAUAGAGACUGUGUUUCAAACCAGCGCGCGCACGGCAGAGAGGGAGAGGGAGCGAGAGAGAGACCUUGCGUGUGUGUGCGAAGCGCAUGUAAGACAGAGAGCAUCCCGAAUGGCCUUUUUCGGCAAAUCAACCAAUCAAUUAUCAGUGAGGUGAGUUGACAAGUUUCAUUUCAUGUGCAUAUUAUUCAGGCUAGUUGCCAAGGCUACAU